This is a messenger RNA of Miscanthus lutarioriparius, 942 nucleotides long. Lineage: Eukaryota; Viridiplantae; Streptophyta; Magnoliopsida; Poales; Poaceae. The record is from the annotation of a GenBank genome assembly.
AUGACAAGAGAAACACUGAGAGGUCAGAAGCGGAAGAAGGACAAGUCAACAGUGUCGAUGGUAAUACAGAAGCUAAUAAUAAUAACAAUGAAGAUGAAACCACCGGUCAUGCAGAAGAAGGCAAGCAUGAUACUGAAUCCAACUCUGCUGCUGAGAGUAAAAGUGAAGUCAAUUCAACUGGAGAUGAUAUGUCCCAAAACAAUCAUGCACAAGAGGAAAACACUGGGGUGUACAAGUGGAAGUGGGAAUGGAUCAGAUGGAGAAGGUGAGAAAAAGGAGGCAGUUGAUACUCAAAGUGGUUCUGGAUCCCUUCCUGACGAUGCCAAGGCCGAAGCAACCGAUGACCAUGCUACUGGCAGUCUUCCUGACGAAACAGGGAAUAUACCAUCAGUUCAUACUGAUAAUUCACAAAAUGAUGCCAGUGAAAACCAAGGUGAUGCAACUUCCACUACCUCAGAUUCAUCUGAGCAUGGCACCGGUGAGGCUGUCCAUAUUGAAACUGGAUUGGAAGAUGAAAGUGCAACAGCAUCAUCUGGGACUGGAUCUGGUGAUGACAAGGGUAACUCAUCUGAUAGCACCUCUGCAGAAGAAAAUACUGAGACUGCAUCUGGUGAUGAUGAGAAGGGCACAGAAACGGGUACAGCCACUGAAGCGUCAUAUUCCAAAGAAGAGAACUCUGAGAACAGCAGUGUCUCAUCUGAGGCAGAGAACUCCCAAGGAGAUUCUUCCAGUGGAGUGAAUGGUUCUUCAGAAGAGACAUCUAACAAGGGUGAUGGAGCUACAGAAACGUCUAACAAUGGUGAGCAGGUGGAUCCCAAAAUUGAAACUAGCACAUCCACCAAUGACGAGCACAAUGAAUCUCAAGGGGCUGCUGGCAGCUCUGGAUCAAAUGACUCGAAUGGUAACGGCCCUGAACAAACCGGUAAAACUGAAAGCCAGUGA